This is a messenger RNA of Medioppia subpectinata, 1932 nucleotides long. Lineage: Eukaryota; Metazoa; Arthropoda; Arachnida; Sarcoptiformes; Oppiidae. The record is from the annotation of a GenBank genome assembly.
AAUCAGUUAUCAGUUAAUGGGUUCUAAAACUUGACAUUUUGUUUACAUGACGAGUGAAAUAAACUUUUUAUUUGAUAUGAUUUUUGUUGAAAAUGUUGUCCAGAAAUGUGUUUCAAUGCAAACCAUUGGUCAAUAGGUUCACCGAUUGGACACUAAUUCACCGACAUUUAGCCAUCUGGUCGUCAAACAGCGGCGGCGGACAUGUCCUCAACGGUGUCGCCGGUCAGCGGCACGUCUUCGUUGGUCACACGAGAUCUGUGGCCAACUUUUACUCCACGUUUAAGACGAGACACAAAACGAGUGAUGAUUAUAACGAUUCCCGACAAUCAGAUGAUAAUCGCGAGUUUGCGAAGAGAUUUGCCCUCAAAUGGGGACCCGUUUUGGCCGCAAUCGUCGGCACAACUGUGGCCACAGUCGCCGCCAAAGAGGAGGUCAACGUCGAAGAGUUUGAGGAGUUUGGCCGUGAGAUCGACGGUCUGAAGAGCUAUACGGCCGAAGAAGUGGCCAAACAUAACGAUAUGUCGCGAAGGGUUUGGGUAUCGUUUCGGAGCGGUGUUUACGAUAUCACCGAUUUUGUGGCACAACAUCCCGGCGGCGAUAAGAUCCUCAUGGCUUCCGGUGGAGCUCUUGAGCCCUUUUGGACACUGUUUGCCGUCCAUAAGACACGGGAAGUGUUCACUAUUAUGGAGAAGUAUAGGAUCGGGAAUUUGGACUCAAAAGACAGGAAUGCGAUUAAAGCGGGAACCGAUUCGACGCCCGACCCGUACGCCAACGAUCCGAUCAGACAUCCCAUUCUGAAGGCCCGCUCCCAGAAGCCGUUCAACGCGGAACCGCCCGAAGAAUUACUCGUUCAGAAGUUUAUAACUCCGAAGGAAUUGUUUUUCGUUAGAAAUCACUUACCGGUGCCUGAAAUCGAUAUCGAAAACUAUACGCUAGAGAUCGAGGGCUUUGGCCUCAAAGCGCCCAAAACACUCACUUUAGACGAGAUUAAGACCAAAUUCCCGAAACACACAGUCGUGUCGACCAUUCAAUGCGGCGGCAAUAGAAGGGCCGAAAUGAACAAAAUUAAAGAAGUGAAAGGCCUGUCGUGGGGAUCGGCGGCCAUCAGUAACGCCAAAUGGAGUGGCGCUCGACUCGUCGAUGUCCUCAAAUACUGUGAUCUAGAUUUUGACGACAAGAAUAUAAAACACGUUCAGUUCGAUGGACUGGACUUUGAUGUCUCGUCCAAUCCGUACGGCGCCAGCGUUGAGGCCUUAAAAGCGCUGAAUCCAAACGCAGACUUUUUGAUCGCGUAUGAGAUGAACGACGAGGACAUACCGGCAGAUCACGGCUAUCCGUUGCGUCUGAUAGCGCCGGGAGUGGUCGGCGCCCGUAAUGUGAAAUGGUUGGCACGCAUUGUGCUCAGCGAUGAAGAGAGUCACAGUCAUUGGCAGCGCAAUGAUUACAAGAGUUUUUCGCCAAACAUCGACUGGCAUAACGUGGACUUCAAUAGCGCGCCCGCCAUUCAAGAGCUGCCGAUUCAGUCGGCUAUAUGUGAGCCAAGAGAGGGACAGACAGUGGCAUUGGAUGCCAAUCGGACGAUACAAUUGAGUGGUUACGCGUGGAGUGGCGGCGGAAGGAAAGUGAUUAGAGUGGACGUGACGGCUGAUGAGGGCGUCAAUUGGGUUACCGCCGAACUGGAACAGGAGGACAGUCCUCUCAAUAGGACAUAUUCGUGGACUCUAUGGAAGGCUAACAUCCCGGCGCCCAAAGAGUGGAAAUCUGGUCAUAAAGUGGAACUGAUAUGUCGGGCCGCAGACUCUCAUUACAAUUUACAGCCCGAGAAUGUGCGACACCUGUGGAACUUGAGGGGAGUCGUCAACAAUUCGUGGCAUAGGGUUAACGUUACCAUCAAAUGAAUGGACACUCGCUAUCAGAUCCUAAUAAUCGGGA